UUAAAUUAUUUCUUUUUCAUAAGUAAAACGUUAUUCUAAUCAAACAGUACCAAAGGUCUAAGCUUAAAAAAAUUCAUAUUUUAUAAUAUAAUCUUCCAUGACUGUCUCGUUGAAUAAUUUUAUAAUUUUUGAAGUCGCACAUUAAAUUUGUGUGUACGAAACAUAAAUAAAUAAAAUACAAUAUACAUUCAUAUACCUCUUUUCAUCUCCAUAAGCCAUAGUUUUUGUUAAUGGCUAAGGUUUUCCCUCACAGAGCAGCACCUUCUCCUGCUUUCGAUCUCAUGACUUUUAGAAGAGAAACAUUUACGGUAUGGAUGAAAUCAUUAGUCUGCCAUACUAAUGGUUGCACUGUUUUUGAUACCAAUGGUGAGAUUGUUUAUCGCGUUGAAAACUAUGACAAAAAGUGCAGCAGCGAAGUUUAUCUGAUGGAUCUUCGUGGCCGAGUUCUUGUCACCAUCAGAAGAAAGAGAUUACUACUUUUCGGAAGUUGGUAUGGCUAUAGAUGGAAUGUUGCUGAUAUAAACAAGGAGAAGCCAUGGUUUCAAGUUAGAAAAUGUUGCAGUAUCUGUAUGGGAAAUUUAGCCUGUCAAGUUACUGUAGGUUUUGACAAAUACUGGAUAGUGAAAUUGGGACAAAGAGCAGCUUUUAGAAUCGUAGAUUUCGAAGGAGAUGCAGUUGCGGAGGUGAAGCAGAAGCAAUCAUCUUCAGGAAUUACAUUAGGAGAUGAUGUGUUAACUUUGAUUGUGGAGCCUCAUAUGGAUCAUUCCCUUGUCAUGGCAAUUAUUACUGUUUAUGGAUUAAUCAAUCGCAAAUUGUAGAUUUUUUUAAAUUUUUAUUUGAGAGGGCAGGUUUAGCACAUGCAGGCACCUCAAUCUGUAUAUAUAUAUAUAUAUAUUUUCUUUACCCAGAAUUUUUCAUAGAAAGUAUUUUCUUGUAGCAAGUUCUUACACAAAUACUGAUAAAGAGUA
Molecule: messenger RNA, 968 nt
Organism: Ricinus communis (castor bean)
Lineage: Eukaryota; Viridiplantae; Streptophyta; Magnoliopsida; Malpighiales; Euphorbiaceae
Product: protein LURP-one-related 4
Exons: 3
Coding region: 231-818 (195 amino acids)
Source: RefSeq, a predicted model, not a curated record